AGAUCAGUCAUCAACAAGGAUGUUUAAACUUGUAGGCGUUCCCUUCAGGGAUGAGUUUAAUGUUUUGUUGGAGAGAGCUGAAGUGCUUCAUUUGGAAAAAGUGGAAGGUUUACAGAAGGUGUAUCCCGGACUAUAUCCAUCAGGGUCCUUCAAUAAAUUAACUGUAUUAACAAUUAAAGAUUGUAAGUUGAAAUAUCUCUUCUCCCCAUCAAUCGCAAGAGGACUUCUGCAAAUUCAACGACUAGUAAUAAGAGAUUGUGAGGUCAUGGAAGGAAUUGUUGGAAAUGAAGGAGAAAAAAAUGAAGAGGCAGUCACAAGUGAGGCAAUUAAUUUUAGUCAAUUGAAAUAUAUGGAGUUGCAAAAUCUACCCAGCCUCGUAAGCUUCUACCCCAAAAUGGAGAAGACGUCGACCGCUAAGGAAAAUUCAUCUACCCAAGCACACUGUCUCUUUAAUGAAAAGGUUACGUUCCCUGCCUUGGAGCGAUUUUGUAUUUACGGACUACCAAAGCUGACAGAGAUAUGGGACAGGAAAUUACCUCCAUCAGAGUCCUUUAAAGAAUUGCGGGACGUGAGCAUCUGGAGCUGUGAGAAACUGGUGAAUGUCGGUUUGUCCAAUAUGCCCCGACAAUUACUGAAACUAAGAAAACUUCUUGUAGCAUAUUGUCAAGAGCUGAAAGUAGUAGUAUUGGAGAAUGGGGAAGAAAAUGAAAAGGCAGAAAAUAACACUAAUACCAUCUUGUUCCCUCAACUAACGGGAUUGAGUCUAAUACAUUUGGAGAGCCUCAAAAGCUUUUGCACCUCUAGAUCUGAAAGACAAUCCCUUUUCACUAGCCAGGUAUGAAU
This is a messenger RNA of Camellia sinensis, 843 nucleotides long. The record is from RefSeq and is a predicted model, not a curated record. Lineage: Eukaryota; Viridiplantae; Streptophyta; Magnoliopsida; Ericales; Theaceae.